AGAAAUACCUUGCGGCUGGCAUCGAGGAGACCCUUUUGUUUGUCGAUGACGUUGGCAACGCAGACUUCGAGCAGGAGGAAGCGGCAAUAUCCUCAACCUCCUCAACCCUGGCAGGUUACAUGGAUCUUUUCGGUGCAAAGGGAGACGCGGCUGGGGCAGGGCCAAGUUAUGGCUCGUUUUAGUUUUACUUACACAAUCUUUAUUUAGUACUUAAGUUAGUUUUACACCAUCUUUUAUUCGAAAUGCACUUCUUGGAAUAAGCAACUAAACAGUAAACGAAGAUGUGUCCUGCAAGCUAUGGGUUAUCGGUACCUCUAACCGAGGAAGAAUGGACUUCAAGGCGACAAGGUUUUUGAGAAGCCUUAUUGCAUGGUCGGCUAUACUCGAUCAUUGGGAGGCAACAAAAUGUGGAAGAAAUAUAUUGCGUCCAGUAUGUCCCGUGACCUGCCACGUACGACGAUCUAUACCUUGAUCCAAGCAGCACGAUUCGCAUCGAAGUUAAGACCACGAGUAGCACUAGUAAGUACAACUAGAGUUGUACUAGUUGUAAGUACAACUACAAGUAGCAGAAGUAUGUAGAAGUAGGCUUGCAAGUAGUAAGCACAACUACAAGAAGAGGUAGGCCCGUAAGUAAGUACAACUACGUCGAGCAGAAGUAGGCUUGAAGUUGAAAGUAAAUACAACUCCAAGUAGAAGUAGGCUUGUCCGUCUAUGACAGAAUUGUUCGCCGUCUUUCUUAAAGCCUCAAUCAGUGAAACGGACGGCGGGUCAACUCCUAUCCUAUUUUGUAUUCUAUCCUAUCCUAUCCUAUCCUCUCUUGUCCUUCUAUCCUCUCCUACCCUUCUUCUUGACGCUGUUCGUCAUCUCUCUCGUAGCGUGAAUAAGUGAAACGGACGACGGGUCAACUCCUAUACUAUCAUAUCCUAUCAAGGCCUCUCCUAUCCGAUCCUAUCCUUCUAUCCUUCUAUGACAGUGCUCGCCACCUAUCCUACCCUAUUGUAUCUUACAGUGUUCAUCACCUAUGUAUCCUAUCUUAUUCUAUCCUUCUGACAGUGUUGAUCGCCUAUUUUCUAAGAACCGUGGUAGGGAUGGCACGUGCGGCAGGCGCACUGGAAAACGCGGCUCCGACAGAAGAGGGCGAGAUGACAAGUGUGGCUGAUCUCGAAAAAAAACUCCGCGAUGCAGGAAAAGGUGCAGAGAACGAUGAUAGACCAUUGAAUGUUAGGAGGAUACUAAUAAAUUUACUCGAAAACUAAAAAUAUCCGAGUUGCUGACUGAAAUAAGGGAGGUAGCUUUGACAGGGCUACUCUUCCUUGUUCAGUAUCUCGCUUAUUUUAAGUAGUUACUCGCUUAUUUUAGUUUAUCGAAUAGAUAGAAUAGACCACUGAGUGGUAGGAUAUUAAUAGACCACUGAAUGUUAAGGCUUAUUCUUAUAGGGUUUACGCUAAUCAUUAGCAUUUUUUCCUAGGUCGUGCUUAUAAAUAGUUAUAGGAUCAUGGCUUCCCAUUACCCUACUGGGCUACUUAGAGGGUUUGCCCUUACCGUAAUGUUGGAUAAUGGCCUUAGCCUUACCGUAUUGUGUUCUAAAGUCGAUGAUAUUUUAAAGUUAAGGCUCCUUGUAGGUGGGCGGUUCACCUUUACCCUAAUGGUCGUGAUGCUGAUGGUCCAGGUCUAUUUUCUAAAUAGGAAAACAUCCUGACCAUGCAUGGCCCCUUUUGAUUAUCCAUUUUCUAAGCAGGAAACUUUGCAAUCAGUUAGAUAGUCGACCUCUUGCCAGGCACGUCACUCAAUCAAGCAAUUAUCAAUCAGUCAGUCAAUCAAUUCUGAUCCUGCAGUAAGAGGCUACUUACUUCGCGGAGCAUCCGAAAGUGUAAGAGGCUACUCUCUUAUUUUCAAGGGGAAAAAAAUAUAAUGCAGCGCCCACCACAAAGAUCAACACCGGACACUAUAUCGCCAUUCCCUAUACGAGCAGGGCGCCUCUCCUGCUUGGCCAGGAUAAUGAUUAUAUUAGUUAGGGGCGAUUAAUAUCGCCGAUACUGUCUUAUUCUUAAGAGGGGACCUAUCCUUAGCCUAAAGCGAUACACCUAUCUCUAAUCCUGAGCUCAUUAGCGAGGCUCAAUGUCCGGGAACAUUGGCUGGAAAAGUAGCCUCCGCUGCAAGGGUCGCUGCCCUGCGAGACCGACGGCAACUCUCUUCUUAAGGCUGCCAAUCUUCCAUCUUCGGAUGGAAGCAUCUUGUAACUGUUUCACCGCAGCUUCUAGGUCUAGCGCCUUAUAGAUGAGAGAUCACAAAACCAGAGCGAGAGGACUAGUAAGAACUUGCAAGAAUUCAGUAAGAGCAUUGGGCUCCAACAUUUGAAAUAAAGAAGCUGCUCCAGGGAAGUAGAUGAAGUUGGAAUCGAAUAUAACACGGAACUGCGCGGUCCUUCAGUGGCGGCGAUCGGUCUAGUGUAACUUAUAGAGUAGAAGUUAGCGUAGCGCCACCAGCUGUAGGUCGUAGUUGUGUUUUUGGCUCAUCAGUAGCGCUUCAUACAUAAGGGUGAGCAGCUCUAAUCUUCGCCUCAGAACUGGAUCGCCAACGACAAAAGAUUUGCCAUUCCUGCUGUCAUUUUCGGAAUCGUUAUGGAGGCCACUUUUGCGAAGGCUGCUUACACGAUUGGCUUCGCAGUAAUGCAUGCGGGUCUUGUUGCGCUUUUCAAGGCGCUCGGGGUUACUAUUUCGCUUGGUGUCCCUGGUGGUAUCUUGAUCGCGGGCACCGCUUUGUUCUUAAGUGUCGUCGUUGAAGCAUGAUUUGGAUUUCAAAAUAUAUUCCCUACUUGUACUACGGUCUAUUUGGCACUACUUUACCUAUAAUAAUAGUCGCAUCUUCUCUUUUUGAUUUUCUCUGUCUUCUUUUAGUUAGGUUGGCUCCACCAAUAGCCUGUCAUUAUACUAUACUCAAUAUAUAUGUGUUGCGGCCAGGAGAGCAUCAAAAUUAGACUAGCCAUAAGGUAGCCCAAUGGCUAGGGUUUUGGAUGAUGUUCUUCAUCAUCCUCCGCAAUGUCGCCCCUGUCCUGUGACUAGUGCUAAUCUGCACAAGCACAGGGCAAAAGUGAGAAGGUAAAGCGUUUGGCCUGUGUUGUUGUCAAGUACGAAGAUCCCUGAAGCUUGGCGCCUUUCAUCUGGCUAAGCUAACUAGAUCCGGGCCAACUAUCUCACUCAUCAGCUUACUCCUAUCCUGCACACGCUUAAGGCCUUAAGGCUUUGAGCGUGUUGCUGUUGAUGAUGAUGCUGAUGGUUUUGAUGCUGUUGCUCUUCGCUCUGGUGUCGUUAUGAUUAUCUUGCUCUUGUUGUUUCUUUGAUCAUGAUGCUCGGAAGUCUUUAAGUUGUUGACUUCAGUACUGGCUAUGCUCAUGCUUGGGAUGUUUCAUAAUUUGGGGAUCGACAAUAUGCAAGACAAGCGUCAAGAUGUAAGUAGACGGCUUCAAUAUGAACUACAGGCGUUUCAACAGACUGCCGCUAGCUCUAACGUUCGUAGGAAAUAUGCUGUGCAACUGGGCUGCAAAUGUUCGGCAGAGGCUUAUCAAGACAUGGCUCGCAGACAACGUCUUCUUCUUGAAGUUCCGAGGGGAAGACACGUCCUCGAUCGACCCUCCAUACCAUCUCAAAAAGCUGAAUCGCCCUUGGAGGGAGCCACUCAACCCAGCACAUUAAGGAGGGCCAUUUUGAUUCCCGAGAAGGAACAGCUGCGUCGACAUUUUUCUACUAGUUUCUUCUGUUCUUCGUUUGGCUCUUCUAACGAUAGUUGAUAACUCACGCAGAAGCAGCUCUGUACCCUUGGCCUGGCGCAGAUGGCGACUUCGAGGUGGAGCAGGUGGAUCAUUUUUUUUAUGAGAUGAUUUCAAAUAUGAUUAGACAUGAACAAGUCCUGUUUCGUGGGUUCAAGUAUGAUUAAGAAGAAGAGUACUUCUUGAUAUAGUUGAUAUAUAUUAAAUAUUAUGAACAUCAAUGUUUGUCUGACAACCGUUGUAAGACCCUUGCCCCACCCUUAGACCCCCCCUUUGAACCGUUACGAAGACCCUCAUGACCCUUACGCGUCCCCCUUGGGAUACCCUUUCAGACCCUUGCGACACCCUUACAGCCCCCCCUUACAGCCCCCCCUUACGGCCCCCCCUCACAGCCCCCCGGGUUCAAGUAUGAUUAAGAAGAAGAGCACUUCUUGAUAUAAUUUCUUUGAUGAAGAUUGUUUUCUUUUACUUUUGCUUUGUCGUGAGUGCCGCCAGCAGAUCAACUACAACGGUUAGGGCUAGAGCCUAGGUCUAGGGCUUACUGGGUUAGGGCUAAGUCAGGGCUCUUGUUCUAGUAAUGAAGUUCGCAAGAAGUGAAUACCUUCACCUCAUGAUGCUCGAAGAAGUGGAGCACUAGUGUUUGUGUUUAUGUUCUCACCCUGACCCUCUUCUGAUACAAAUAAUCUUGAUCAUGUAAACUGUAGUUCUCUGCCUGGUCUAAUUUUGUUCUUUUGCCAUGUGGCAGGACCAGCUGUACUUGAGCAAGCUGUUUAGGG
This is a messenger RNA of Amoebophrya sp. A25, 4542 nucleotides long. The record is from the annotation of a GenBank genome assembly. NCBI's taxonomy places the organism in Eukaryota, Dinophyceae, Syndiniales, Amoebophryaceae.